AUGGCAUCCAACUUAGUGCAGCUUCAAGUUCCCACAUUGAAGAAAGAAAAUUAUGAAAGAUGGUGCAUCCAAUUCAAAGCAUUGUUUGGAUCACAAGAGCUAUGGGAAGUUGUCAGUAGUGGGUAUGUUGUACCCACUACAGAGCAAGAAGCCACAUAUACUGCAAAUCAAAUGACCACUCUCAAGGAUUUACGAAAGAAAGACCAGAAGGCGUUGUAUCUUCUUUAUCAAGGAUUAGAACAUUCAACGUUCAAGAAGGUUGCAGAAGCAACAACGAGCAAGCAAGUAUGGGACACACUCAGUACAAUCUACAAAGGAGUAGAUCGAGUCAAGAAAGUGAGGUUACAGUCACUUCGAGCAGAUUUUGAAACUGCUCACAUGAAUGAAGGGGAGAGCAUCUCCGACUAUCACUCAAGGCUCAUUAUGAUAGUAAAUCAGAUGAGGAGAAAUGGCGAGAGACUCGAUAAAGUACGAGUUGUGGAGAAGAUACUCCGGUCACUCACAUCUAAGUUUGAACAUGUGGUGACUGCCAUUGAGGAAUCCAAGGAUUUGGAGGAGAUGAGCGCAGAUGAGCUACUAGGAUCCCUCCUAGUUCACGAGCAACGCAUUCAGAAGAAUGCAAGCCCCACAACGCUAGAGUAA
Molecule: messenger RNA, 642 nt
Organism: Malus domestica (apple)
Lineage: Eukaryota; Viridiplantae; Streptophyta; Magnoliopsida; Rosales; Rosaceae
Source: RefSeq, a predicted model, not a curated record